AACUUGCUAAUCUUUUUCCAUUCAGAGCAUUUUUUCAUGGUGAGCCUUAUCGGACAGUGAACGGCGAUGGCAGACUCUGAUGCUCAAGAGACUCGCCACCCCGCGAAGGACUCGCCCUUUUCCAUAAAAAACCUACUGAAUAUAGAAGAGAAACAUACGAAGCCAAAACCCCCAAUGGGCCCGAUAAAAGGAGUUUUCGAAAGCAGCUUCUUUUCUCGGCUUGGUGACUUGUCUUUGCCUCGAUUUGAGUUGCCCGCACAGAGAAUCGGACUAUCAGCGCACUAUUCCUGGUGGUACCCGUAUACGAUUGGAGCGCAUUUUAAGACUGGAGGAUCUGAGAAAGCAUCACCAGCACCGGACAGGCGCUCCCCGGAUCUUCAAAAAGGCGACCAAGAUGCCAAAGAGGAAAGCGCCGACGACGACAUCGCUCUAGAUGAAAGUGACGCGGAAGAGCCAAAGAAAGAACCAGACCAAGAGGACGACUGGAGGAGAAAGACCGACGAACUAGACUCCGACAAGAAGCCCUGUCGGAAGAAAAAGACGCGCACGGUGUUCUCCAGGAGUCAGGUCUUCCAGCUGGAGUCCACUUUCGACAUCAAGCGUUACCUGAGCAGCUCGGAGAGGGCAGGCCUAGCUGCAUCGCUGCACCUGACCGAGACGCAGGUGAAAAUCUGGUUCCAGAACCGGAGGAAUAAGUGGAAAAGGCAGCUGGCUGCGGAGCUGGAGGCGGCCAAUAUGAGCCAUGCGGCAGCUCAGAGGAUUGUGCGAGUCCCAAUACUUUACCACGAGAGCGGGGCCUCAGAAACGAGCGGGGGCCCCGCCACAAACACGCAGAGCAGCCAGUCACUACUGGCUUUUCCCCACCACAUGUACUAUUCCCACCCAGUCCCACUCCUGAGGCCAGUGUGAGAACUGUGAUGUUAUGUAAUGUACAUAUGUUUUUAAAUGAGAGCAACGCAGAAUCAAAUUUUGUAU
Molecule: messenger RNA, 975 nt
Organism: Melanotaenia boesemani (Boeseman's rainbowfish)
Lineage: Eukaryota; Metazoa; Chordata; Actinopteri; Atheriniformes; Melanotaeniidae
Product: homeobox protein HMX3-B
Exons: 2
Coding region: 67-909 (280 amino acids)
Biological process (GO): regulation of transcription by RNA polymerase II
Cellular component (GO): nucleus
Molecular function (GO): RNA polymerase II transcription regulatory region sequence-specific DNA binding; DNA-binding transcription factor activity, RNA polymerase II-specific
Source: RefSeq, a predicted model, not a curated record